Cucurbita pepo subsp. pepo (vegetable marrow) is the source of this 2856-nucleotide messenger RNA. RefSeq lists its product as uncharacterized. Gene Ontology annotation, molecular function: ATP binding; protein kinase activity; protein binding. NCBI's taxonomy places the organism in Eukaryota, Viridiplantae, Streptophyta, Magnoliopsida, Cucurbitales, Cucurbitaceae. The record is from RefSeq and is a predicted model, not a curated record. Gene Ontology annotation, biological process: protein phosphorylation.
AUGAUGCAAUUCAAGGGUGUUUUCCAUUUUUUCCUCAUCUUCUUCAUUUCCCAUCUGGUUUUUGGUUCUACAACUCUAAAACAAAGAGAUGAAGAGCUUGAAGCUUUGCUUCAAUGGAAGUUUAGCCUUCAAAACAAUUCACAAGCUCUCCUUCCUUCAUGGAAACUACUCCCACUUCCAAAUACAAACUUAACAAAUCCUUGCAAUUGGGAAGGCAUCACUUGCAACAAUGCUCACAUUGUCAAUCAUAUCAUUCUCACAGACAUUGGUUUGAUAGGUACUCUCGACGACUUCGACUUCUCGUCGUUCCCCAAUCUCCUUACUCUCGAUCUCCACGGCAACCGCCUUUUCGGGACUGUCCCGCCUUCAAUCGGGAAGCUUCAUGAACUAACCAAGCUCAACCUCAGCAACAAUGGCUUAGAAGGAAGCAUACCGAAGGAGGUUGGCAAGCUGCUGAAGCUUACUUCAUUGAGCUUCUCACAAAAUCGUCUUUCGGGUUCGAUCCCAACAACGAUCCGAAACUUGAGGAGUCUUUCAGCUCUGAAUCUGGGAAGAAAUCAUCUUUCUGGCUCAAUCCCAUCUGAGCUAGGUGAAUUGGCUUCUCUUGUUGAUCUUCAAGUGCAUUUAAACAACCUGACCGGUUCGAUCCCGACGUCUUUAGGCGAUCUUUCCGGCCUAAAAGUUCUGUCCCUCUAUGGGAACCAGUUUUCAGGUGAGCUGCCCAAAGAGAUAAACAAACUCACCAAUUUGACACAUUUUUUCCUCUCAAACAACACCAUCUCUGGCUCUUUACCACAAACUCUGUGUCAUGGAGCCUUAUUGCAGUGCUUCUGUGCUAGUAACAACAACUUCACCGGCUCUGUCCCAAAGGGUCUCAAGAACUGCACCAGUCUAACACGACUUCGCCUCGAUCGGAACAGAUUUCAUGGAAACAUAUCCGAAGAUUUCGGUGUGUAUCCAAACUUGGAUUAUAUCGAUCUCAGUUACAAUGAUUUCUACGGCGAAGUUUCGUCGAAUUGGGCGAAAUGCCGACUUCUCACAAGCUUGAAGAUCUCCAACAACAAGAUUCAUGGAGAGAUUCCAACAAAACUUGGAGAAUCAAGUCUUUUACAUGUUCUUGACCUGUCUUCCAACAAUCUUUCAGGACAAAUUCCCAAAGAACUUGGAAAUUUAAAGUCCUUGAUCAACCUUACUUUGAGCAGCAACAAGCUUAAUGGCUAUAUGCCUCAAGAACUUGGAGCCUUACCUGAUCUAUCAUACAUUGACUUAGCUAACAACAAUCUAAGUGGGCCAAUACCAAAGCAAAUAGCUGAUCUUUCCAAGCUCUUCUACUUAAACUUAAGAAGCAACACCUUAGGAGAAAGCAUUCCUAUUGAGCUUGGCAAUCUAGCCAAUCUGCAGCUCUUGUUGGAUCUCAGUGACAACACAUUUUCCGGGGCAAUUCCGACACGACUUGCGAAUCUCGUGAAACUAGAAGUACUAAACCUCUCCCACAAUCAGCUAUCUGGGUCGAUCCCAACUUCUUUCGUUCAUAUGAAGAGCCUACGACUCGUCGACUUUUCAUCCAACGACUUGGAAGGUCCAAUUCCUGAGAGCAAGGCUUUCGAAGAGGCAUCGGCCGAGGCGUUCGAGAACAACAAAGAACUAUGUGGAAACCACACGAGCUUAAAGAGUUGUCCAAUUCAAGAGAAGGAUAAGAAGAAGGGAGCUAUUUCUUCACUUCUUUUGAUUGUAAUUCCUUCUUUUGGAGCUUUGUUCUUAGCAUUAUGUUUAGGCAUUACAUUUUUAAGUGUCUUGAAAGGGGAAGGAAGAACAAAGAAGGCAAAAGUUAGUGGAGAUUUGUUCUCAGUUUGGAGUUAUGAUAAAAAAUUGGUGUAUGAAGGCAUAAGAGAAGCAACUGAAGGCUUUGAUGAUAAGUAUUGCAUUGGCGUUGGCAGCCAUGGAAGUGUUUACAAGGCAAAGCUAUCAACAGGCCAAGUUGUGGCAGUCAAGAAGCUCCAUUCAAAGCAUGUCAAUACCAAUUUGGAAGAACAAAGAGUAUCAGAGAGAGAGAUAACUUUAAUGACAAAGAUCCGACACCGAAACAUCGUAAAGCUUUACGGGUUCUGUUUUCAUGAUGGACGGUCGCUCUUGGUCUACGAGUAUUUGGAAAGAGGAAACUUAGCUAAGAUCUUGAAGUGUGACGAGCUAGCAAAAGAAUUGAGUUGGAUGAGACGGAUCAAUAUUGUUAAAGGAGUUGCUAAUGCUCUAAACUAUAUGCAUCAGGAUUGCGUGCCUCCGAUCAUUCAUCGAGACAUUUCGAGUAAUAAUAUACUGUUGGAUGGAAACUAUGACGCUCAUGUUUCUGACUUUGGCACUGCUAGACUAAUGAACCUCGACUCAUCGACGUGGACUGUAACGGCUGGUACUUAUGGAUACAUCGCUCCAGAUCUUGCAUAUACGAUGAAGGUUACGGAAAAAUGUGAUGUGUAUAGCUUUGGAGUAGUAACAUUUGAAACAAUCAUGGGACAUCAUCCUGGUGAGCUUAUAUACACUCUUUCAACAACAUCAUCGACGAUGUGUUCGGAACCUUCGGACGUGGAACCAUUGGAGUUACGAGAUAUGAUGGACAAGCGUUUACCAGCUCCUACUGCUGAAGAGGCUGAGGAAAUACUCACAAUGGCUAAACUCGCGUUGGCUUGCAUUAAUGUCAAUCCUCAGUUUAGGCCAACGAUGAAAACGGUAGCUCAAGAUUUGUCGACUCCACGACGAGUGAUACUCGAGUCGUUUUGUAGUAUUACAUUGGGACGACUUGUGAACUUGGAUGAUGAACAGCUUCCUGUGCAAGAAGGCAACAACCUCCCUGAUUCACAGUGA